This is a messenger RNA of Hyla sarda, 1172 nucleotides long. RefSeq names its product ATP synthase c subunit lysine N-methyltransferase (gene ATPSCKMT). Gene Ontology annotation, cellular component: mitochondrion. The record is from RefSeq and is a predicted model, not a curated record. The transcript is spliced from 7 exons. Gene Ontology annotation, molecular function: protein-lysine N-methyltransferase activity. NCBI's taxonomy places the organism in Eukaryota, Metazoa, Chordata, Amphibia, Anura, Hylidae. The coding region runs from base 144 to 1022 and encodes 292 amino acids. Gene Ontology annotation, biological process: peptidyl-lysine trimethylation; regulation of mitochondrial ATP synthesis coupled proton transport; positive regulation of proton-transporting ATP synthase activity, rotational mechanism.
GGGCGCUUUAUGGCAUAUUCUGGAAACGUCUACCGUGGGACAUACCAUUAUGCGCUUAUAAGAAGGGGUGGUGAACUCACGCUGCAUUGUUACCUUUAUAUAAUGACUGGAGGAACACUGGUCAGAAAACACUGGUCUGUUGCAUGGAAAGGAACACAGAUUUUCCAGUGAUGCCCAAUACUAUGUCAAGUGGCAGUACCCCAGAAGAAGACCUCUCUUUGAAUGAUAUUGAUGAAACUCAGAAAAAAACAAAAAGAUGGGGUCUGGUUGCAACAGGUGUGGUGGGAGGCACAUUAUUGGCUUUGUACGCUGUGGCUACUCCAUUUGUGGUGCCAGCUUUGAGAAAGAUUUGUCUCCCUUAUGUGCCUGCAUCAAACAUUCAGGUGAAAAACGUGUUGAAAAUGCUCCACUUGAGGUGUGGAACUGUUGUUGACAUCGGAAGUGGUGAUGGUCGUAUCGUAAUAGCUGCUGCAAAGAAAGGGUUCCAAGCUGUUGGCUAUGAGUUAAAUCCUUGGCUUGUGUGGUACUCAAGAUACAGAGCAUGGAGAGAAGGUGUACAUCAAAACACCAAGUUUUAUAUAUCCGAUUUAUGGAAGGUCAGUUUUUCACAGUACACAAAUAUUGUCAUCUUUGGAGUACCACAGAUGAUGCCACAACUGGAAAAAAAACUUGAACUGGAGUUAUCUCAUGCCUCAAGAGUUAUUGCUUGCCGUUUUCCUUUUCCACACUGGAUCCCAGAACAUAUUUCAGGGCAAGGAAUAGACACUGUAUGGGUCUAUGACAUGAUGACAUUGAAUAAAAGCAGUAUUACAAGAUCGGUGGAUGAGUUAAAAACAGAAGAAGAACUAGACAGACAUCCUGUGGCUACAUGUGUUGCCUCUAAUGGCAUUGCUUCCACUUGCCAUUUUUUAAAGGAUAAUGCUUGCCCACACAGAGGAAGGGGUUUUCAAGAAUAUCUACACCAGAUUGCAAGACUUCUUUGGCCUACCUGGUCAUUGGAUUUAUCGCCAAUCGAGCAGUAAUGGCUAACCAGCUUUAGCAACCUACAUCUAGGAUCUACAGCUGCAACAUCUAUUGAUGGAUAUACGGAACCUGUAUGCCUCCAUACCAAACCGUAUCUCCUGUUGUAUCCAGGCUAGAGGUGGCCAAACAGAGCCUCUUUAAUUAAAGCG